UCUUUAAUUCAUUGGAAAAGCCACCACCACACUCACUUACCCAAAAAAAAAAACCUUCUAAAAACCUCUUUAUAUAAUCCAACAAACAAGUCUCUUCUUCUUCUUCAUCAUCACUGAAACACAACACCAAGAACAAGAAAGCAAGAAAAAAAAAACAUGUCUCUUCUUCACCAUCUCAUCCUUUACCUAACACUCUUGACGGUGGUCAGAGGAGACAUUCUCCGACCAAGAUUCUACAGCCAGUCAUGCCCUGAAGCUGAAUCCAUCGUAAGAAGAGAAAUGAAGAAAGCUAUGAUGAAAGAAGCAAGAAGCGUCGCUUCAGUCAUGCGUCUCCAAUUUCAUGACUGUUUCGUCAAUGGAUGUGAUGCAUCUGUGUUGCUUGACGACACACCAAACAUGCUUGGUGAGAAACUUGCACUUUCCAACAUCAACUCUCUGAGAUCUUUCGAAGUCGUUGACAACAUUAAAGAAGCUUUAGAGAAAGCUUGUCCUGCUACUGUCUCUUGUGCCGACAUCAUUAUCAUGGCCUCUCGUGACGCCGUUGCUCUUACAGGAGGACCAGAUUGGGAGGUGAAGCUAGGGAGAAAAGACAGUUUAACAGCGAGUCAGAAAGAUUCAGACGAUGUAAUGCCAAGUCCAAGAGCCAACGCUACUUACUUGAUCGAUCUCUUCAAAAGAUUCAAUCUUUCUACAAAAGACUUGGUGGCUUUAUCCGCUUCACACUCAAUUGGUCAAGCUAGGUGCUUUUCGAUCAUGUUCAGACUUUAUAACCAGUCCGGUUCAGGUAAACCGGAUCCAGCUCUUGAAACCGGUUACCGUACCAAGCUCAACAAGCUUUGUCCUUUGAGUGUAGACCAGAACGUGACAGGAGAUCUAGACGCGACGGCUCAUGUUUUUGAUAAUAUGUACUUUAAAGACUUGGUCUCAGGGAGAGGGUUUCUAAACUCUGACCAGACUUUGUACACGACUCAAGAGACGAGAGAGUAUGUGAAGAUGUUUAGCGAGGACCAAGAUGAGUUCUUUAGGGCUUUUCAAGAAGGGAUGAUCAAGAUGGGUGAUCUGCAAUCUGGGAGGCCUGGUGAGAUUAGGUAUAAUUGUAGGGUUGCUAAUAGAAGGCCUAUUGAUGUAUUGCUUGAGUCUUGAAUUGGUAAAAGAGAGAAAAACUUAUGACUGAUAGUCUGAUAUUAGUAAAUGCAAAAUCUUUUACUAUGCCAA
Molecule: messenger RNA, 1215 nt
Organism: Capsella rubella
Lineage: Eukaryota; Viridiplantae; Streptophyta; Magnoliopsida; Brassicales; Brassicaceae
Product: peroxidase 17
Exons: 3
Coding region: 157-1143 (328 amino acids)
Biological process (GO): hydrogen peroxide catabolic process; response to oxidative stress
Molecular function (GO): heme binding; peroxidase activity
Source: RefSeq, a predicted model, not a curated record